Capsicum annuum is the source of this 1988-nucleotide messenger RNA. Its product is annotated as probable lactoylglutathione lyase, chloroplastic. Gene Ontology annotation, cellular component: cytoplasm. The coding region runs from base 496 to 1581 and encodes 361 amino acids. Lineage: Eukaryota; Viridiplantae; Streptophyta; Magnoliopsida; Solanales; Solanaceae. Gene Ontology annotation, molecular function: lactoylglutathione lyase activity; metal ion binding. The transcript has 9 exons. The record is from RefSeq and is a predicted model, not a curated record.
CGCCAUUUUCUACUAGUAGUCGUUCGCGCGGGGGAAUAAUCAUUUCAUGUUCUUUCAUCGAUUGAUUACUUCUCUCUCUUCGUAUCUCUUUUUCCAAUUUUGAAUCUUUCUGUCCAUGCACCUCUCCACGUCCAUCACCAGGAUUUCAAAAAUAACAAAACAAUGAACGCCGAAAGCGAAGACAGAUCUCUGGGUCCCUACCGACGCUGAGGUGCGAAAAUAUGGCUCAUCUCCAAAUAAAUAUGGACGGAGGGAGUAAUAUUGGUAAGUUCAUGGACUAAUUUGAAUCUACCUCAAAGAUAAGGUACUAUUGUUGUCAUUUUCUCUCAUCAAAAUCAAAACCACUUGUGCUUUUCUCUAAGCUUCGACACUUUCACUCCCACAAAUACCAAAUCUUCAAUUUUCCCCUUUCCAAAUCUUCAUGUCAAUUAUUAUCUCAUAAAUAAUCCAAAAAAAAAAUAAAAAAUAAAUCACUCCAUAUAGAGGGUUGCAAAAAUGGUGAGAAUUUUGCCUAUGGCAUCAUCAAUUAGGCCUUCACUUUCAUCCCUCAAGUUUUCUGGCUCAUCAUCUCGAUUCUCUGUAUCUCUUUUGUCACAUAAUUCUACAAGGAAAUUCAGUUAUUGUCAUUCGGCAGUUCCACAGUUGCAAUCUUUUGGCCUUAAAGCUUCUAAGCUGUUAAGAGAAAAGGGAGGCAGUUUGUCGAUCAGUGCUGCUGCAGGAAAUAUGUCGCAUGCAAGCACUGCUGCUACCCAAGAAAAUGUCCUAGAAUGGGUCAAACAGGACAAGAGAAGAAUGCUCCAUGUUGUUUACCGUGUUGGAGACCUUGACAGAACGAUCAAAUUCUAUACAGAGUGCUUAGGGAUGAAAUUAUUGAGAAAGCGUGACAUCCCUGAGGAAAGAUACACAAAUGCGUUUCUAGGAUAUGGACCGGAGGACUCUCAUUUCGUGAUUGAACUCACUUAUAAUUAUGGAGUUGACAAGUAUGAUAUUGGAUCUGCGUUUGGCCAUUUCGGAAUUGCUGUAGAGGAUGUUUCAAAGACAGUUGAACUCAUAAAGGCUAAGGGAGGGAAAGUAACUAGGGAACCAGGUGCCGUUAAAGGGGGAAAGACUGUAAUUGCAUUUAUUGAAGAUCCUGAUGGUUACAAGUUUGAACUUAUAGAGAGGGGUCCAACACCCGAGCCCCUAUGCCAAGUAAUGCUUCGAGUUGGAGAUCUUGAACGUGCCAUAAAUUUUUAUGAGAACGCUUAUGGUAUGAAGCUUCUUCGCACACGUGACAGCCCCGAAUACAAGUAUACAAUAGCUAUGCUGGGAUAUGGUCCAGAAGACACGAAUGCUGUGAUGGAGUUGACGUAUAAUUAUGGUGUCACUGAGUACGACAAGGGAAACGCAUACGCACAGAUCGCUAUAGGCACGGAUGACGUGUACAAGACAGCAGAAGCAAUAAAACUUUGCGGUGGCAAAAUCACCAGAGAGCCAGGUCCUCUACCCGGUAUCAGCACCAAGAUUACAGCAUGCCUCGAUCCUGAUGGUUGGAAGACGGUUUUCGUUGACAAUGUAGAUUUUCUCAAGGAAUUGGAGUAGGCUAUUGUUUUCCGAGGAAAAAAUUACUAGCGAUACAUGAACAUCGCGAGGAUAUUGAUGCUUCAUCAAGUUACAUCCUCGCCUUUGGCACAAAACGAUAUAAGAGGACCACCACGAUAAAGAGCGUAAAAUUGUGCAUUUGUGGAUUGUAUUACAGAAAUUGUUAGCUUCACCAGCAUUAGAAGAAUCGAAGCACGAAAUUGUACAUUUUCGUGUUUUUUUUUUUUGUAAUAAAUUUGUUAAAACUUUUCUAUGCUGCACUUUCUUACAGCAAAAUAGGGGAUCAAAUAAAUCUAUAGUUCAGCAAAAACACUUAGCAAAGUUUGUUCAUGCAAAUUCCAUUGUUGUAAAAAUUGUUCAAUCAAUUUUUUCGUUUUAAUAAGAAUAGUGUCAUUGUUCUGUCUGCA